CCGCCGGAGCCUCAGUUGGCGUUCUCCCACCACGCUGGAAAGGUGCACGUCGGGAGGGCUGGAGAAAAAAAAAAUUUAAAAAACCCCCUAGAAAAAAAGCUAAUCCAUCCCACGCUCCUAUAACCUCGGUGGAUGAUAUACUGUGAAGUGGUGAUAUAACGGUGGCGGCGCGAGUGGUGUAGAGGCUAUAGGGAGAGAGAUAUAGGGGUUUAUAAUGCCCGCCAGUAGCCUGUUCGCAGAGAUGGAGCGGCCGACCCCGACUCCCAGCACGAGCUCUGCCAUGGACGAACAAAGGGCGCUCCAAUUGGCCCUCGAACUGUCGUUAAUUGGAUUAAACAACGACUCGACGGUGGGGCCGAGCGAGCCCGAGCACUACGUGGUGCAGGGGCUGGAGGCCGAGCGCUCGGCCUCGACCAAACGCUCCCAGAACAUGACGGAGUGCGUGGCCGUGCCCUCGUCCGAGCACGUGGCCGAGAUUGUCGGCAGACAAGGUUGCAAGAUCAAAGCUUUACGCGCCAAGACCAACACUUAUAUCAAAACCCCUGUCAGAGGAGAGGAGCCAGUGUUCGUCGUUACUGGUCGCAAAGAAGACGUAGGAAUGGCCAAACGGGAGAUUCUGUCAGCUGCUGAACACUUCAGCCAAAUCCGCGCCUGCCGUAAAAACAACUUGAAUGGGUCAAUGGCGCCCGGGCCACCAACCAAUGUGCCUGGUCAGGUUACCAUACAGGUGCGCGUCCCAUACCGCGUGGUGGGUCUGGUGGUCGGGCCCAAGGGAGCUACCAUAAAGCGCAUCCAACAGCAAACGCACACCUAUAUCGUCACGCCUUCAAGGGACAAGGAGCCGGUGUUUGAAGUGACAGGGUUGCCAGAGUCUGUGGAGCAGGCAAGGAAGGAGAUCGAGGCACACAUCGCAAUGCGCACGGGAGGUCUGCUGGACCAGGACGAGCCUAACGCUGCUGCUGCUGCGCGCCACCAUGGUGACUUUCCUCCACCCUCGCAUGGCCUCGACAACCUCUUCAGCCCUGCCUCCUCGGAGCUGGUCUCGUCGCUCUACAAGCUCAACAACUCCUCGCUCAAUGGUCUUGCCUCAAUCAACGGUAUUACCAGUGGAACGGGCCUUAAUGGUCUCACCAAUGGCCUUUCCAGUGGGUCCAGCCUAAACGGGAUGAACGGAUUGAAUGGUCUCAGUGGAAGUGGGUUGAAUAAUUCUCUGAAUGGCAUGAAUGGGUUGAACACUCUGAACAGUUUGAACACAUUGAAUCAGCUCAAUGACUUGAACUCUGCUUUCACACUGUUGGGAGAUGCUGGGUCAUCUCUCCUUGGGUCAUCUAAUAAGGGGGGGAGUGGCCUGGAAUCCUCUCUCUUCUCUACCUUCACCAGUGGUGUUGGGAGUGGUAAGCUGAACAGUGACGGCAGUGGGACUGGCGGCCUGGGUCUGUACAGCGUGGACGAAGGACUGGGGUCCCUAGGAUCCUCCAUGGGUUCUUCCCCAUCAUUUGACCCAGCUCCUCCCAGCAUUUGGGGUGAGCUUGGACGCCCUUUAGGCAACAACAUGAGUUCCACAGUCAGCUCCAGUUCCUCUCUCAGUUCUACCUUCUCCUCCUUGUCCUCCACUUUAUCAUCGUCGCUGACACGCCGGUCGUCGUCAGUAUCGGGAGCCUCGCCGCCAUCUUCCAGGCUCUCCCCCUCGCUAGAGGCUCACCCCCCUGCAAGGCGAAUCAGUUCAGAUCCAGCACCAGGGCUUGGGGCUGCACCAUCACUUGCGUCGCUCAAUUCUGCACUAACCGGAGGCUUGGGUGGAUUACCCACGUCCUCACCCUCGUCGUCCUCACCAGCCUCCACCCCAGAUCUCAGCCAGCAGUUGAAUGCCUUCCAGUCUGUCCAGGGGCUGUCCGUCUCAGGGAUGAGCCAGCUAGGGCAUGGCAUCGACGAGAAGAAGCGUUGCGUCACAUGCUGUGAAUCUGAGGUGGUAGCAGCGCUCGUGCCCUGUGGCCACAACUUAUUCUGCCUGGAUUGUGCCAACAAAUUGGUGUCAGAGGCCGCCGAAUGCCCAAUCUGCCGAAUGAAGGUCACUCAGGCCAUUCGCAUCUUCUCCUAACGCGCCACUUGGUCAACUACGCGUGCAAGAGGCCAUCGCGGCGCUGAUGGGCACCUCAGACCCCUCUACCCCACCACCAGCUUAUAGAGUAUAAUAGUCUGUAUAGCAUAUAUCUCCAGAAUGAAGAGUAUUAUCUUUAAAAUUAAUAAUAAAUUUUUUUAUUCAAGUAGUGUGAAGAUAUUUUUAUUUCAGUUUCUCUGAAUGCAAGGCAUUUUUUAUUGGUAUGACUCGGGUGACAGUGUGGCCCCGGGCUUGAUGUGGCUCAUGUCUGGUGGCCGAGCCGUCGGUGCUGGUGGCGCAAGUCCUUCAAGUCAGAGUGGAGAACAGCUGUCGCUAGGCUGUGAUAGGCAGGCCAGCGUUGUGCUCGAUGCAGCCGCUGCCUGCCAACAACUGCCAGGGAGGGUUACGCUCCCUCUCCGAUCUCCCAUUGUUUCCUGGGUACUCAGGACGGCUCGGGCUGGCCUGGGUGGAUUGGGCAUCACCGGAGCGGUGCUAGACACUCCUCACCCGCUCACCCAGAUCUGAACACUCCGCCCGCACGUGUCCCUGCUCGCCCCGUCCAGCCCACCUGCCGCCUCACAACGAAUGCUACAUAUCCUCCUCUUCAGCUGUCAUGCGAGCGUGACAGCUGCCCACCAACCAGCCCGCCUCCCGCACGCCGGGCCGCCCACGAGACACUCGGGCGGGGUGCGGGUGGCCAGGUGGCCAGUGGGUAGUUGGGGAAGGCACCAGGACCAGGGAACACCUUAUGUCAACAGCAGAUAGACAUGCUGGGACCAGCACAAAGCUGUCCCACACCCACCCGAACGAUCGACUCGUGCCUUGAUCCCACCUGCUAUCCCUACCCAAUCCCUGACACCCUACAACCUCACCCUACCUAUACCUGCCGUCACAUGAAGUAUAUCUGCAGCUUAAUGCCUCAUCAUCCUUCACCCAUGAACCUUGCCUCUGAAGAACAUCCAACCAUGCCCACUGAGCCACCGACCACAGAGUUGACCUGCUUGUGCAUUCAUGUAAUGGAAGCAAUACAGUGAUAUUACCUUAGUCAUAGUGCUUUAUCUAAGUUCUUGCUCAUUAUUGAUAUAUAAAUGAAAAUAAAAAACUAUGAGAUGUGAAAACUUUAUUUUGUAUAGAGAUGAAAAAAUCAGUAUUCUAGACCAAUCUUUAAUUUCCAAUAUAUUUAAUUAUCAAUGCCUUUUUGUGAUAAUGUUUGUUUUUGUCUGACUUGAAGGACUGAAAAGCGCCGUGCACAUUUUAUAGAACCUUUUUUGUACAAGUGGUAUAUAUAUACGAGGCGUGGCAGUUGAGGCGGCCAUGGGGUGGCGGUGAUAAGGGGUAAAGGACACUAGAGAGCAAGAGUACGAGAACUUGUGUUUCCCACAACACACUCGUAUUUGGUGCUUUUCUCUUCCCUAUCCUGUUGAACACCACCGCUCCCCGUGGCCCCCUCUACCCUUCCUGGCCUCGUGGGAUAUUAUAUGCUAACCUCCUGUCCCCUCUCCCCUAAACCAGAUAGCGAUAUGGUGUCCAUGUGUGAUUGUAAGCAGGGGCGUUAGGGAAGGCCGGCCCAAGACCAUAUAUAAAUAUAUAGAUAUAUAUAUAGAGAGAAGCCUGAUAAACCAAUUAUUGAUGAGGAUGGCUGGGAGUUUCGCAGGCUUUGCGUCUGUCUCGCUGCCUCUUGUUGACUAUGCUCUCGACACAAAGAUUGGAUAAUCUUUGUGGGUCUUCUUGGAGACUCAAGGGGAUAAAAUAUUUAGUUUUUAAGGUAAUAUAUUUUUGUCCUAAGAUUUAUAUUUUUUCUUUUCUUUUUAAUGAAAGUUUACAGUUGAGUGUUUUAGUUCCUUUGAUAUAUUUUUUCUACCUAUCCUAAAUAUAAAAUGUAUGUAAUUUAAAUGUACCCUUUUGUGCAUGUACCCUGACUUGAGGGUAUGAGAGAGAUGUUCAGUGAUAGGAUAGAUAAUGUCUUGGGCCUCCCUCGCCACGCUUACUGUAUAAUGUUCCCCUCACGCUGUACCAGGCAUAAUCCGUGCAUCCUCACUACUGUAUCACUCAUGCCAAAAGAAUUAAAUUAAUGCAGAUUAGAUUGUACAUUUGUGAAUGUGCUGGACAUACUACAAGGGAGCACGGAGGCAUGCGUUGAUGGUACAUAGGUGCAAAUUUGUCACAUUUUGUUCACUAGGGAGAGAAGAUUUUAUGAUUAACAAUGUAUAUCUUGCUGCCCUAUGUAGCUACUACUGCCGGUUGAUAAUCUGCGACAGACAUUACUUGGAGCGGGAGAGUAACAUUACCGACUAAUAGUUUAAAAAGUGUUAUUAUACCCUUUCGAUUCUCACCCAAACUGUUUAUAUUCGUUUUAUAUCAGUGUCUGCUUGGGAUAGUAUGGAUCUUUUAAUGUCGCCACCUUAACAAUGCCGAGGCUUUACGGCUGCUCCGUCACUUUUUGUCAGCCGGAGCAGCUUGUGGGCUCAAAAUUGUCGCAAGUGUGUCGCAUUGAAACCAGAGUUUGCCGAGAUUAGAGCUGAGGGCUCUCUCUUAACUCCUCCCACAACCUUCCCUGGAGAGCCUUUUGUGUGAAGGCUUUCCUGCUUACCAACUGAUCAACCCACCCACAUCCAUCCUCUUGAUGUAUGCCUCACGGACGUACAGUGUGUGGAGGAGCCGAGAGAGCCCUGGUCUCUUGCUCCCAAAUAACCUAUAAUGAUUAUAGAGAUAUACCCGCCCCCCCUCGUAUCUUACCAUAGAGCACAACUUGAUCGCUAUUUACAAAAGAUGAAAGUUUAAGUAGUUUUUCAUAUAUCUAUUUUAAUAUAUAUGAUUUAUUAGAGGAAAAUUUAUCGUGUACUUUGUUUGUGUAGCCUAGAUUGAGUGAUCUAAGAAAUUAUUUUUAUUACUUUAUUUCUAUACAAUUUCUGAGGACAUCAGAAUCGAGUAGUUUAGGUGUCCUAAUCUCUAUAUUGUAUGUACGUGAUGUAGAGGAGAAAAAAGAAAGCAUUAUUUUUCAUUCAUUUUAUAAAGAGCUGAAAAAAAACCACAUCGCCUUUGUGUUUGCUGUCGUGAUGUGUACGAUUCACUAUUGCAAAGCACCAGGUUUCGCUCGUGUCAACAGGUGCGCGUUCUGUGGUAAAGCAGCAAGAAUAUGCCCCCUGUUGGCGGCGGCGAAAGUUGAUGUUUUGCGCCGGGGAUCUCUUCUUCAGCUCGAGGCGUUAAAUGACGCUGAGCCAUAAAGUACGCAAGCCCCUAUAUAAUGGUCAAACAUCCCUCGCUGGCAUGAGGCACCAUGGACUUUUAUGAGUUGAAAACUGUAGUGAGAAUCAAGUAUAAAAGUAGUGAUGCAUUGCCUUGUGGCUUAGCACCUUUUUCGCCCCGACCUGCAUGCUUGUCGCCCCAUAGUUGUGGGAGGCAGAGUCCAGGUCCCGCAGUGUUGUAGUGGCGGCAGGCGGAGAGGACACAAAGUGCGGGUUUGCUCCCACCAGUUGGGCAAGGCUCAUCGCACUCCACACUCACCACCAGUAUAGGUGGUAUGUAGGCUGGGGAAGGAAUUAUUCUCAAUUUUGUUUAAGCCUAUGGUGGAAGCCUCACGUCGGCAUGUCCUCCCCGCCCUGCCUAUAACCCCAGCCUCCACAGGUCCACCUCGAGGCCUAUCUCUCCACGCUACCUCAUCCUCACCAGGUCGAAUCUUGUCAUUUACCACCCACCAAUCAGAAUUGCCAACUCUACCUGACAGUUCGUGCCAGCCAAUCAAAGCUCUUAGAGGGUUGCGUGUGGGAAUCAGAGGUUGGCCUUGAGGUUACCCAUGGUUGAGUUCGGGCGGUUCUCCUUGAUUCAGAACUCGAUGGAAAUGAUUCGUCAGCAGCUGCUUCGUUCCAUGGGUCUUCCAGUACAGCGUUGAACAACUGUCGUCAGUGUCAUAAGUUAGUUCACAAUACCUAUGCACUCUAAUCCGUAAUGAGUUUAUUUUUUGUACUUUUCUACAACGCCGUAUAUAUUGUAUGGUAAUUUUUCAUAAAAUCGUAGUGUAUACUUAGGAUGAUAAAAGAAAAUUAUAAAAAAUACCAAAAAGAUUCUAUGCUUCUUCAUCAAGGCUUCCCCCGCAUUCAACGGUGUUUACAGGGGAGUUUAUAAGGGUGUAAGCCACACACCUAUCAUAAGGGCGAACCUCCCGUCACACACACGACGAAAAAUCGCCUAUAUGACAGGUAGUGGGUUACGUUCGGGCACAACUUAUCGCAAUAAUUGAUCAAUGAUUGCUAGACUAUUUUGAAAGAGAUUUUUUGUCACUUAUGCAAAAAAAAAAAAAAAAAAUAACCUGAAAGUCAGUUUUUUGUCAGCCAGUCCGCU
Molecule: messenger RNA, 6436 nt
Organism: Procambarus clarkii (red swamp crayfish)
Lineage: Eukaryota; Metazoa; Arthropoda; Malacostraca; Decapoda; Cambaridae
Product: RNA-binding protein MEX3B
Molecular function (GO): RNA binding
Source: RefSeq, a predicted model, not a curated record